Messenger RNA from Cotesia congregata, 495 nucleotides. Lineage: Eukaryota; Metazoa; Arthropoda; Insecta; Hymenoptera; Braconidae. The record is from the annotation of a GenBank genome assembly.
AUGAUUAAAAAUAUUGCGAAAGAAAUUUGUGUCUUUCUGCUGAUCUUGGAUAUUCUUCAGGCAGUUACUACUUUUGAUCAUUACCCAGAUGAUGAUUAUGUUGUCGAGCACGAGGUGUCUUACUACAAAGCCAUUGCAAUGGCUAAAAAUCUCACUAUUCCAACAGGUACCAUACCUGGAUGUAAAGCAUGCACGAACGAAGAGAUGACCUACUGCAAAGACGGAAGUGUUAUUAAUGAUCAUUGUUGUUGUGACAGUGCUUACAAUGAAGUAUUUCCGUUUGUAGAACAUACUUGUCGAAUAGGAAGACAAGCGUGUAAAACAAAAGUCGACAAUUGUGCUGAAUACGAGAGAUUAAGGGACUGCUGUUGUCUUUCAUUCUUAGGUUCUGUGUGGAAAUAUCGAGCCGGCGGGAUUGACAGCGUAAAACCAAGUUUAUUGAUAACUACAGGAGCUUUAUUGAUACUUCAUAUAUGCCAUAAGAUGUAUAAUUAA